CACUACUUAACAUUUUCCUUUGUCAUGGUAACGAUAGACACAUAAUAUAAAGGAUCCUUUGUCUGUGUCCACUCCAGGCAGACCCAAAUUGUCAUUUGAACGAACAAAGCUAGCAGCAAUGAUUUCUCAUGUCUUACUGGUCACGUUGUUUCAUUAUGCUCUUUCAGCCUACACUGACCCUCACUGUAUUGGGGGCAAAGACGGUAUUGUUCAUCUGUUUGAAUGGAAAUGGAACGACAUAGCCGCUGAGUGUGAGAGAUUUCUCGGACCCUAUGGAUUUUGUGCUGUCCAGACCUCUCCAGCCAAUGAGAACAGAAUAGUCACCAACCCUUACCGUCCAUGGUGGGAGCGCUAUCAACCCGUCAGCUACAAGAUUAAUACCAGGAGCGGCUCCGAAGAUGAGUUCCGAAACAUGGUUGAGAAAUGUAACAACUCUGGGGUUAGAAUUUACGUUGAUAUCGUCAUCAAUCACAUGACGGAGUCUGGAGGUCAAGGUUUUGGAACAAAUGGAACUUUCUACGACGCCGACAACCUUCAGUUCCCGGGAGUUCCCUUCGGCCCGACGGACUUUAACGACGGCAGCUUGUGUCAUUCUGGCGACAUGAACAUCCACAACUACGGCAACACUGAGGAAGUCAGGAAUUGUCGUCUAGUCGGACUUCACGGUGGACUUUUAGACUUAAAGAUGGGCAAAGACUACGUGAGAGAUGAAGUGUCCGGCUAUCUGAAUCGCCUGGUUGAUUUCGGAGUUGCGGGAUUUAGAGUGGACGCCGCAAAACACAUGUGGCCUGGAGAUCUAAUAGUACUUUUUAGUAAGGUCAAGGAUCUCCCAAGUGGAGGGCGCCCAUUUGUGUAUCAGGAAGUUAUAGACCAGGGAGGGGAACCAAUCAAAGCUGAGGAAUACUUCGCAACUGGCAGAGUUACCAACUUUAGAUUUGGACUGCAGUUGGCCAAUGUUUUCAGACGUCAGAACGCCAUGAAGUAUCUGAGCAACUGGGGCACUGGCUGGGGCAUGUGGGCAUCAGACUCGGUGGUCAACUUCAUUGAUAACCAUGACAACCAACGAGGUCACGGUGGUGGUGGAGGGGUUCUCACACACUGGGAUCCCAAACCUUACAAGAUGGCCACUGCCUUCAUGUUGGCCCAUCCCUAUGGCAUGCCUAGAAUAAUGAGCAGCUACGAGUACAACAGGGCCAACAAUUACGAGGGGCCACCACACAACAGUGACAUGACCACGGCCAGUGUCCAGAUUACUGGUAUGAUCUGUACCAAUGGUUGGAGCUGUGAGCACAGAUGGAGACAAAUCUACAAUAUGGUCGGCUUCCGAAACAUGGUCUCUGGUACUGCAUUAGAAAACUGGUGGUCAGGGGCAGAUUACCAAAUUGCUUUCUCCAGGGGCGACAAGGGCUUUAUUGCACUGAAUCUGGAAGGUUUUGACAUCAACCAAAACUUACAGACUGGUCUCCCGGCUGGUAAGUACUGUGACGUCAUCAGUGGGGACAUUGAGAAUGACAGGUGCACGGGCAAGACGGUGGAGGUGCAUAACAACGGUACGGCCCAUAUCCAGGUGUGCUCCACCUGUGACGAUCCAGUGCUGGCCAUACAUGUCGGGGCUAAGAUUGGGUCACCACCUCAACGUUUUGAAACGCAACAUCAAGUUUAAACCCAACUCAGCCGAUCAAGCUUGAAAUAAACAGACGCCUUCGUGUCACUAAAAUAUUGAGAGCGGUUAAAAAAAAACAAUUGUUUUUUUGUUCUGUCCGUCCGUCCGUCCGUCAGCAUGUUGAAUCAAGAUUUCAUAAAACAAAAGUAUUAUUGAUAUUCUAAUUUCAAUAUUGACUUUCGAAUAAUUGUCAUACCUAAAAUCCCCCAUUGUUCUUCUGUAAUGUAUAUGAUGAUAAAUGGAAACCUUUUGGUAUCAACAUUUGUGAAUGGGUUGUAGGAUCAAACGUACUGAAUAACUAAGGUGCCCCUUGUUGCUUUGUGUAUCACAUGGAUAGCCUCAACAUUUUUUUUUACAUUUCUGUUCACAUAUAGUUUAAAGAGGUCAUUAAAUAUUCAUAAAAAAUAUAUAUGUUUUUUGAUAUUUGAAAGUAAUAUUGUUUUGAGAUAAAUCUCUUGCAUAAUUUCUCGCCAACCCUGCCAUUACAUUUUUGUGCAAAUACAUUA
Messenger RNA from Biomphalaria glabrata, 2169 nucleotides. RefSeq names its product alpha-amylase-like. The record is from RefSeq and is a predicted model, not a curated record. NCBI's taxonomy places the organism in Eukaryota, Metazoa, Mollusca, Gastropoda, Planorbidae. Gene Ontology annotation, biological process: carbohydrate metabolic process. Gene Ontology annotation, molecular function: cation binding; alpha-amylase activity. Bases 119 to 1663 code for a protein of 514 amino acids. The transcript has 11 exons.